Molecule: messenger RNA, 13871 nt
Organism: Pocillopora meandrina
Lineage: Eukaryota; Metazoa; Cnidaria; Anthozoa; Scleractinia; Pocilloporidae
Source: the annotation of a GenBank genome assembly
CUAGCGUUCAUUUGCGUACUAAUUCUGACUGAGGGCGUUCGUUCGUGUCCUCUGGCCUUGUGAUAUUAUUCUCUGUGGAAUUUUCCUGUCUUGUGCUUCUGUUUCAACUGAAGACGAAGAAGUAUUAGUUUAGUUAUGGCCGACGACCUCAGUAGCGACGAACGAGACGAUAUGGAGUUGGAAGAGGACGAAACCGGCCCGCCAUUGAAAUCCAAAGUUUUGAACGGAGAUCAUGAAAUAGGAGAAACCAAGGUCAGUUCCACAGCUAGAAACACUUCUGUUAGCUCGAGUAGCGGUAAGAGUGGCAGGCACGUGGAAGAAAAUGGCGAAAUUGAAGGAUCAGAGGAAGAAGUCGAGGAAGAAACAGGGGAAUCGGAAGAGGAAAGCUCGAGCGAAGAAGAGUCAUCUUCGGAAGAAUCGUACAGCGACGAUUCGGAGGAAUCUGAGAGGUAACAUGGGAACUUUUGCUGAGAUUUUCUAAUUUAAAUUCGCAUAUUUCUUACUUUCGUGUACAUUUUGUGGAGCACACUUUUCACCCCAAUGUAGGCGGCCAUAAUUUUAAGUUGCUUUUCUUCUGGUUGAAUUAACCGAUAAGGCCACGGUUUAACAUUUAGCAAUGCAGCCGGUAUGCAAUUUUCAGGUUUAUCACCGCUGUGAUCUCUUAGAUCAGUGGUUAAAUUGUCGGUAUUUCUGUGUAGUGGUAGCAAGUGUCAUUUCAUAGCUUCUAAAUCGGCUUAUAACGAGCUUUCCCUUCACAAAAGCAUUUUCUAUCUUUGUUUUCUGACUUAUUAGCGAGCCUCCCUUAGCACAUCAUGCUGAGAUGUUGUUCUCGACCGUACGUUUCAUGUUGGACAUCAAAGCAAAGAAAAUAUUUUGAUUGCAGCUUUUGUUGUUGAAAACUUUUCCUCUGGGCAGAUUAACCAGGACUUACGUAACUGUUAGAAUUUAUUUCGUUUUGUAAAUAGCGAGCUUUCCGUCCUUUUAUUCACAAAUAUUCAAAUGGAAUUUCACGUCACAUGAGGUUGCUGCUAUUUCUUGUCGCUCGUCGAUUCAAAGGUUGCAUUGUUUCACCGACUGAUAGUCAAUUUUUUAUUGUGAUUUUAACACGCUUUCCAAUUCAGAAUACUUGUGAAAAGACGAAGGAUCGAAAGAUUAUGAAUCAUUAAACAAAUUCAUUAAAGAAUCAAAUCCUUACGUCAAAGCUGUCAACUCGACAGCCAAGGUUUGAACUCACGAAGUAGGUGUUAAUCGAAAACUGUGUUAGAAAUGAAAUGUCAAGGCUUCUAAUUGGCUAUUAAAAGCUGACUUCUUUUGUUUUUAUUGUUUAAACAAACUUGUCUUUUAAGAUUCUCGUCAUUGCCGGAGUUUCACAGUGUCCUUUGUGAAUUUUUAAUUUAUUGGAAGUGAAAAUUUUGAUAUCUGAAAUGAAUCCGUUGCAAUCGAAUGAGAAGUGACCUUCAAGAGCCUUUUAAUAGUUUUUAUGUCAUAAAUAUGCAUCUCAGAAUUCAAGUAACACACAGAUGGCUGUCAUCUGAGCCUCUUUUUGGAUGAAAUUGUAAAACAGCUGCCUCUGAGAAGUAGAUUUAAGGGUGUGAUAGCAAAUAUUCCAACAUCACUUGAAUACCAAGUUUUACUAGAGAGCAUAUAGAAAUAUUCACAUUACCCAAAUAAUGUAUUUUUUGCUGCCAAGUAUGACUUUGUGUAACUACUGGUAAACUGUAUCCACACUAGAAACUUUUUCUGGCUACAGUAAUGAUUUUUGUGGUUUGACAUGCAGCAUAUUGAUUGCACCAGACAUGACAUUCUCCACUUUGUGUUGGUCUUCAUCACACAGAUUGUAAGGGUUAACUUCCCACUCCCCUCCCCUGAAAUGUGUGUACCAUGCUCACUUAACCCUUUAACUUCCAGAAGUAAUUAAUAUUAAACUUCUCCCUACAAUAUCAAUACAUUCUUCAACAAACAGGUAAUGAGAAUAUUCAAACUUGUCAGGUAGAAGCUGCUAUGUUGAUCUAGCACCAAGUUCUCAUAACUAACCUACAAGGAAAUGUGUAGCAGCUACAGAGGAGAAUUAACAAUCAGAUCUUGGCAGUUAAAGGAUUAAACUGUGAUCAAUAAACUCCUUUUAAGGAAAAUAAACUCUAACAUCUGUCUGUUGACAUAAAAUGUUGUGAGAAACAUUUAGUUCACGAACAGAGAAGCUUAAGGGAAACUAAGGUAGGAACCUUGAAAGUAAUGUCUCCAGACAGGUUUCCUCAAGGAUAUUUUUUUGUUCCCAGUAUAGGCUACUGUGCUUAUCACUGGAUAUUCCCUCGUUUUAGCUGGGUCAUGUUUAUACACAUGGUAUAUUUACACCAUUUGACGGGCUUGUAAUAUUUUGUAGGAGCUCUCAGUAGUGAUAUCUUUUUCAUGUGAGUACCUCUUUAUCCUCUUUAUUUAUUUAAGGCUCCAGCAAGCAGGGAAGAUAGCUGAAGGUGAGCGCCCUCAGCAUGGUUAUGCUGCAACUAGUAAAUCACUAUUUGAGAGGAAAGCUCAAGAGGCAAGUGAAACAGGAACAGCUAGAAUCAGACCCAUAGAGCAAGAGAGAGACCUAUUUGUGCCUACCAGUUCUCGACGCAGCACAUUUGAGAAAGCAGCUGCAGAUGAAGUAAAAAAGGUGACACCAAAAAUCAAAGUGGAAGACGAGGAGGUUGACCUGUCAGGAAGAGCAAAAUCUCAUAAACAGCUCUUUGAGGAACAGGCCAGGCUAAGCGCCCAGGUGUCUCCAUCUCUUCCGAGGAAAAUAUUUGGUGAGCAAGAAGGAGAAGUGGAUAUUUCUGGGAAGGCAAGAUCAAAGAAAGAGUUGUUUGAAAAAUAUGCAUCAGAGAAUAAAGCAACAUCACCCGGUGCAGAGAGAAGAAUCCUUGGAGAUGUAGACCUUUCAGGGCGAGCAAAAGCUCAUCGCAAUAUUUUCCAACAAAAGAUAGAGGAAGAGUCCCAGGUCAAAGCAUCUCGCAAGUUUCAUUUAGAGGAAGAUGUCUUUUCUGGCAAGGCAUCAUCGCGACGUGCAAUGUUUGAAAAAUUUGGGUCAUCAAAUGAUGGAAGUCAAAGGGGUUCUAAACGGGUGGAAGAUGAGGAGAUUGACUUGAGUGGAAGAGCAAAGUCCCAUCGCCAAAAGUUUGAGCAAUUUGCUGAGGAAGCCUCCAAAGUCCAAACAGCCAGGUCCAAAAGUGAUGAAUUGGAUCUUGUGGGAAAGGCGUCCUCACACAAAGAAUAUUUUGAUGAAAAGGUCGUAGAGGCUGGCAUGAUCAAAACAUCAGAAAAGAAGUUGAGAGAUGAGGAGGAGGAAGCUAUUGCUGGUAGAGCUCGAUCGCACAAGAUGACUUUUGAAGAGAAGGCUGCUAAAGAUUUGGAAGUUCAAACUAGUGAUAAAUCAAGACUGCAAGAAAUACCUGAUAGAAGCACAAGGAAAAAAAGCAAGAAAGAGAAACAUGGAGAUGAACAUGAGAAGAAGAAGAAGAGGCGCAGAUCUUCAUCAAAGUCCAAAGAACACAAAGAAAAUGUGGCACAUGAAGAAGCAACUCCAGAAGACAAGAUUGAGAAUGUGUUUGAAGAAGAAAAAGCUCAAGAUGAAGAAGCAGAGGAGAGAGAAGGAGAGGCAAGGGAAGUCCUUGAGGAUGACAACAAUCAUAAAAUGAAUGGUGAGGAACAUGAAUCAGAUGAAGAGGAACAAAUAGAAGUAAAUGAGAUGAUUGAAAAUGAUUUUGGAGGUGAAAUUACAGUCGCAUCUUCAGAUGUGUAUGAGUCCAGUCCAGUUGAUCUCCAUGUUGAAGAAGACACCAAUGAUGGCAAGGAAGAUGAAGAACAUGAACCUAAACAGGUUGAAGAUGAGCCUAAACCAGCCGCAUCUGUUACUAUGCGUGAUGAUGGAGGUGUCCCAAUGGAUUAUCGUGCAAGGAGAGCUUUGAGAGAAAAGAAGAAAGCUAUGGAGGAAGGUGGGUGUACCAAGAGUUUCACGUGGUGCAUGUAUAUUUUAAGUUAUGAUUUGAGUUGCUGAUUUUUGUGGGAUGUGAAUGUAAGUUCAGGCAACUUUGUGAAUAUUUUUUGCUUGACUCUGUAAAUGAACAUUUUGGUAGAUGUAUGUUCAGGGCUAAUUGGUCAGGUUGCAUGAAGUGUGACCAAACCAGCCUCAUCCAGAAUUUGCUCUCUGUUCAUUGUAGGGUUGAAAAAAUUCUUAAUUUUUGUAUCGUAAAGCAGCUGAUUUAGCUAAUUCCAUUUGUUCAUGAUGAUUUGUUUACAAAUACAUGUGUUUAAUUUGAAAUAUCACAGGCAAGAAUUUGAAAAUCUAAAAUGUAGAUGGCCUGAACUUAGUUUUUAAUUCAUAUAUGAAUAACUUUUUCUUGUUACUUCACAUUAUUUUCCUUCCAGUACACCAAUGAAAACCCAGUAUUAUGGCGAGUGGACUGCUAUUUUUUUUUUUUUUUUUACCAUGGUUGUAUUUUUGGUAGCUCUCUAAAACAUUGUCAUCUUUUGUUUGUUGCUAGAAGCGAAAGGUAAGGAUUCACAAGAUGGCAAGGAAAAUGAAGUUGAGAAAAGUGAAGUUAAACCUGCAGAGGAAGAAAAAUCUAAAUCAGAAGAAGAUGGAAUGAAAGAUCUGGCUACAAGAAGGGCUGAGAGAAGAGAAAGAAGAAGGCAGAGUACACAUGGUACCUCUGAGGAUGAUGCAGAAGCUCCAUCAGAUGCCUCUUCUGCGAGGAGAACAUCUUUAGCAGCUAGAAGGGCUGAACGAAGAUUGAAAAGUGCUGGCAAGUCUGAGGAGACUGGUAAUGUUGAGAAAUCCACUAGUGUGGACAAAGUAGAAGAAGUGCAAUCUACAAUUGAAGAGAAAAGAGCAGCGCGAAGAGCAGCGACAAGGGCUGCUGAGAAGGCAACAGAAAAGAAAGAGGAAGCCAAACCUGAUAAGGAAGAAGAGAAGGAAGAUGCAUUGGCACGUAAGAGACAGGAGAGGAGAGAGAGAGCCGAGAGAAGGAGAAGCAGCAGUAAAAGUGAAGCAAUACCUGUUGAAGCCUUAACUAAGAGAGGAUCUACUUCAGAAGAAGACCAAACAAGUAAUACUUCUGAGCAGAAGUCAACAUACACAGCAUCUGUGAAAUCAAGAUUUGAGAAGAAAGGAGGUGAAGAACAAACUUUGAGUACAUCUCGAGUGAGAGAUUCAAAGCCUUCAGAGGCUAAAACCAAGACUGUGUCAGCACGGAAACAAUCAGGAGAUAAUCAGGUAAAUCAACAGGUACUAGUAUGAUCAAAAAAUAUUUUUUUCUUACUUGUGCAAUCAUUAUAUACUUAUAUCUAAGGUAGUUUUGGAUAGGUACAAUUUACAUGGAGUAUUUAACUUUGGCAUUUUUUGUAUUGUCAGUACAUGCAGUACAUGUGUGUUAAAUGAGGUCCAACUGUACUUCUGAACAAUGAUACUAUCACCUUAACAAAUCUGCAGCCAUCAGGGAGGGAAAAAUUUGUUCAAUAUUUUGCAAUUCAUUCCACAAGCUGUAAAUAAGCUAUAGAUGUGUAUGUACAUUUAGUAAUGCUUUAAGUUUUGCAUACCUAAAUAGAGAAAGUUUGGCUCAGUAGUGAAAUCUCAGUCUUACAGUACAUGUAUAUCUGACUUUUGCUUAGAUGUGGACCAAGUGUUCUUUUGAAUCAUGUCUUUGUUUGAAUAUUUGAAAAUCUGGUUCUCGCAGAGCUGUUGUUUCUUUCCCUUACUCUUUCUUCUUUUGUGAUGUUUUUCACUGGUAAUUCUGAUUGUACUCACUAUAGAAUGUGAUUGGCAGAAUGCACUUUGAAUUGAAGGGACCCGUUAUGCCCUGUACAUGUGCAUUCAGUGCCAAAAUUGGCCUGUUAAUUUAAGGCUGUUGUUAAGUUCUCUCCUUCUAGAUAAAAAUAAUAAAAACAGCCUAUAUGUGGAUUGUCUUGUGAGAACUUCUCAGAUAUUCUUUAAAGAUUUCUUUUUAAAUCUUUUAUGACUUUCUGCAUUUCAGGAAAAGAGAGCACAAAGAAAAGAGAAGAAUGAUGAGAUUGACAGUGUCAAAUUGAAAGCAAGUGUCCAGGGAGAGAAUAGUGGUUACAAGCCAAGAGGUGCAAGAGAAACUCUGAACAAGUUUGAGGGAAAGGAGAAUACCAAAGAUACAACUACUAAACCUGUUACUGUGAGUAAAACAACUUUUUAAAAAAACUUGUGAUUUUUUUUUUUUUUUCAGCAGUUACACACUCAAAUGAUAGGUGAUACAGUACCUGUUAACCUUGUACACCCUAACAUCAUUAUGCAUAUUCUCCACACUGUUCUCUAUACAUUUCCUAGGUUCUAACAGGGAGAAUUUGUGAAACCAUCAAAGAGCUUUAUUAGUUGCUGAUCAUUUCCUGUAUUCUCAUGACUUAAACCUUUUAUUCAGGGCUGAUAGUGUGAGGAGAAAUUAGAACCUUGUCACUCUCAGGGAUUAAAGGGUUAAAUUUGAAAUUUCUUUUUACUGUAACUUGUGAAAUAUAUGUACAGUCUACAUUUCAUAUAGCCAACUAUCAAGUUACAGACUUGUCACACUGAAACUUUUUUCAAAACAUAUUUCUUGAGUUGUAAUCUGUGAUUUACUGUUUGUUUCUGCUUAUUCUUAAUUAUCAUUGGCAUUCUACUCUUUCAAAUGAAAUUACUGGGUCAGGGGACGUUUUUCUUCUCAUGCCCUUGCUUGAGUGGACAUGUUCACCUUGCACCACUGUGCGUCUCCAAUGUGCAUUACAUGAAUGUUGUGUUGGUGUUAACAGUCGUAUUUAUAAACAUGCUUAUGUGUCAUGCUGGCUUAUGCUCAUAAUAGAACUACAAAAUUAAUUUGCUCAUGUGCUAACCUAUGAAUGUGUGAUCCAUUAAUGUGCUAAUGUCCUCAAGUAUGAGGUUAAUCAAGAUGGUUCCAAUAAUGAUUGUUUUGAGGUAAGUGAAUUAAAAGUGGUGUUCUUUUAAAACUUGCCUGCCAUUAAUGUACUGCUGUACUGCCCCGUUGCCACAACUUCAUGGAAUUUUGAAUACUUAGUCGUAUGCUAUGGUUUGAAAUUUAAAGUCAUCUAGUGGUCAUCAAAAAUUGCCAAAAUUUAUCGCUGACAACCACCUUGCAGAACAUGGUUGCCCACUGAUUAAAUAGUAGUUCCAGCUGCCAACCUCUCAAAGUUUUGAACAAUUUGAAAUGCCCCAAACUAUGGAAAAAAAUUCUGAACAAGAAUCUGUGCUGUUAUUUUCUUUUCAUUCAUAUUUACAGCAUGUGGUUGUUGUUUUCUUUUUUGCACUGAGAAGUAACACCAAAUCCAGUAAGAAUCUUUGAGUCUGCUCUGCUGCUGUAGCAUUUAUUAACUUCAGUUAACUGUGUUGUUAAAUUUAACCAGCUAAUCUUUAUCAAACUUUAAGCUUUUUAACCAACUAACAGCCAGUUAAUAUCCUAAAGGAAACUGUGAAUUUUGGGGAAUCUGAUGAUGAUAGUGAAAAGGUAGGGGUUUAGUUCAAGAGUUUGUAUCAUACAUUUAAUCUUGUUACUAUAAUGGUCAUAUUUGUAUUUUACACUGUAAAUAGGUUGAACCCAAGGGUAAAAUGUGAUAGUGUUGUCUGAUUGUCUGGCUGAGUGUAGUCCUGAGAAAGACUGUUGUCAGUAGUGGUGACUUGUUUAUAUCUUAUAUUACUUGUAGCUCGUUUGUCAGCAAAGGCUCUGUCAGAGCUAAUGGGUUAGUUUAUUUUUACAUAGAUAUGAAUUCUAACACUAGGUUCAGUUGAGUGCAUGUUAAAGUAAGGGGAUUUAAUGAUUCCUAAGAUUAAUCAUACAUGUAGAUCCCCUGUUUUUCAUAUAGUAUUGCUGUACAUGUACAUGUAUGUAGCAACCUCACGUUGGGUAUUUUAAGUUAGAUUUGAAGAUAAGGUAUUUACAAUUGUAGUUUUAUUAUACCCCAUUUGUUUCCAACAGAGGACUAAUCGCUUUGCACCACCUCAACAAGAGAAAUGUGAGACAUGCACGAAGACUGUUUAUCCAAUGGAGAGGCUUGCUGCUGACAACAAGGUGUUCCAUAAAACGUGCUUUAAAUGUGCUGAGUGCAAAUCAACAUUAAGGUUUGUCAACACUUGCAAUAAUUAUUAGUUGAUAUUUACUUUGGGAAUGUGCAUCAUGUGAGGUGAAGAUGCUAGGAAUUGAUGGUAUUAAAAACUAGAACUGAUCCUAAAGGGGGAAAUGUGUUGAAAUAGAAUCAAAUUCUCACAACCAAGAAUUUUCCAGAAGUACAGUAUAUGCAGGGUUUGUAAAGGCCAUGGAAAACCCGAAAAGUCCUGGAAAUCUGCUUAACAUAAGCAAGAAAGUUUUUCAGAAUUCAUGUUAUUUAAGAAGUAUAUGUUGACCUCAAGGAGAAUUGAUGGUGAAAUCUUGGAAAUGAAAGGGUUUAAGGUGAAAUUUGGAGUCCUGGAAAAAACAAUCCACCUCCUGGAAAAGUCCUUGAAAUUUCUUUUUGAAAAAGGGUACAAACCCUGUAUAUGGUUGUAUUCAUAAACCUUGUGUACAUGUAUGUAAAUGUGUCAUCAAUACCUCUGCAAUUUGCUUGGGAGGGGAGGGUCAGUAUAAUGUACAUUGUAGUCAGUAGCAACUCAGUGAAAUGUACUCAGUUAGUAGAACCCCAUAUUAAUGGUAGUAAAUGGGUACAAAUGCUUUCACACUGAGCACAGGAACCACAAGUACUGCAUACCAGCUCCAAGGCUUCACUCAAGGCUUCAGCUUUGGCUGCAAGUGAUAAUACAUAAUCUAAAAAUCUUUUACAUGUACAUGUAGGUCCACUGUAAGUUGUAGAACUAGUGGAUGGUCUCUAAACUUGUUUAAGUGCAGUUUUUGUGGUACUUUAAAUGCAUGUACCCAGUAAGUACUGACAUAAUGCAUGAGUGGGAUAAGUUGAUAUUCUGAAAAAUAAUCAGUAAGUAUAGGUAUAUUUAUUUUUCAUAAGAUGUUUUAAUUUAGUUUUUUUUUUUCUGCAUACAGUUUAGAUUUGGUUGACUACUAUAAUUACAUACAUAUAUGUAUGACUGUUAUUUACAAUGUUGAUUUACACUUACUCAUUGCAGUAUGUCACACUCUCAUCACAGCUUAUUUGUGUCAGUUGUGCAUGCAUUUGCACCUGUGUUUUUUAUUGACAUCUACAUAUAUUAUUAAACAUGCGACCAUUUGCAUCUCAGAAAGUAACUCACCCAAAAACUUAAGUAGUCUGUCGAUUUUAUCACCAAAAAAUAAUUUUGUGAGGCCUGCCAAGUGAUUUUGCAAUUGUAAUUCAUAUUUUUGUUCAUAAUUAAUUUAAAAGUCCAUCAGUAUACUGAACAGUUUAAAAGACAAUUUUUUUUGCUCUUUAGUUCCAAUUUAAUGGUAAUAAAUUCAAGUAAUUUAAAUACUUUUGAUGGUAAACUUUUCAGCUUCUGAAGAAAUGUUGAAGAGAUAUAUACAAACUAACUGAUAGAGUUAUAUACAAGAAUUCCCUAGUUAUUUUUAUUAGACAAAAUUGCUCCUAGCCAGAAUGAUAUGGUGGACGACGAUAAUUGAAUAUUAAGAAAUGAUAAAAUCAAAACAUCUUUACAAUGUAGGAUAAAAAUAAAAUUUAAUCAUGAAUCAAGGAAGUUGCUAUAAGAGAAAAAAUGCUAAAAUGGAAAGGACCUAUGUUAGAAUGUAAACAAAUUUUGUGUAACAUACGUUGCACAUAUACUUUAAGCUCGAAUAAGGUCGUUACAUCUAAAAUAAUUAAAUAGAACUUCGCUCUAAUAUAAGAUGUUAAUUUUGCAUUUAGUGGCAAGGGGACUAUUUGGAUUAAUGUAGCCAAGAAAAUUGCUAAGAUAAACUGAGUUUCGCGUAAAUAUAAAUCGAAAGUCAACUACAGCGUUCAUCCAAUUAAAUUAUCAACAUCACUGUGUCGUCCGUGUAUAUGCCUGAUGAGAAAUUCACAGUCCUGUCAUCUUCACAAGAUCUUCAUGAUCACAAAACACGCCAGAAAUUUUGUUUCUAGAAUAUCGUGUUACUUACUGAUACAUUUUUGUUUGGUAGAGUGGGAAAACCACCAAAAUCUGCCUGAAGGUGAGAAUAGAAUACAACAAGAAUUCCAACUGACUUACAAAUUACACCUGACUGCCUAAGUUUUUCUAAACCUCUUGACAGUUGGCUGUCAGUGUCACAUUUGAAUUGUCAUUUAUGUUAUACAUGGCAAGUUUCCCAAGUUUCUUACAGCCCAGUAAAUUUUCUAGCAGUUUGUUGUCUUUAAGAGUUUACAUUGGGUUAUAGGCUUCGUCUUGAGUUGUUAGUCCUAACUCCUUAGACUUAAGAAGAAUCAUUAUGUAAUGACAUUUAGGGAGGCAAAGUGGAUGAUAGUGAUAACAUUUGUGUAUGCUUGUACUUGAUGGUUAUUUUCCUCGUUUGUUUUGUUUCGUUUUUUUAUUUCAUUUGUUGUUUUGUUAUUGUUUUUGGUCUUAGUCUUGGUCUCGCUAUCGUUGGUUUUGUUUUCUUCUUUCCUUUCCCAUCUGAUGUACAGUUAUUCAACAUGAAAGAGUCUACCUUCUCUGUACAUCUGUGCAUUUUUUCAAAUUAGCCGACUGAUUAGCCCCCCCCCUCCCCCCGGGGGCAAAAACUCACUAGAGGAGGGGGACAUUAUUGCAGUGUUUUAUAUACAGUGAGGUAGUGGUUGAGAGAAUUAGAUACUAACUCUAGACAUUUUCCGAGUACAUCUGUUUGCUCUUUCGGUAAUGUUAGUGAAUUAAACGCUUUUGAUAUCAUUAUAAAAGGCCAGUGCAAUGUGCGGAAUUUUCACUGCAUGCGGCUUAACUAGGAAUUUUGAAAAAAAAUAACUUAUCUGGUUAGCAGCAGACAUAUGAAUAUCUAAAAACAUUUCAAGCAGCAAAAUCAAUCGGAAUGCACGGAAACAAACCGAAUAAGACCCUAGCCCUUCACUCCCUGAUCUAAUUAGUGAUUCUCUUUACUGUCAACCGUGCAGUUAUGAUGAUGUUAGUUUGGAGAAUUUGGUAUUGGAUCAACUAAUAAUCCUCUAAUUGUUUUUUUUUUAUAUUGUCAUCAUUUGUAUGCUUGAUAUCGUAUUGUAAGGAGAAAUUCUGCCUUCGUCACUCAUGAAGGGAAAGGUUCUGAAACACGUAAUCUGACAGAUCUUGACAUGACUCAAUAACUUCUAGGAAGAGAAUUGUAUUUUCUCUUUUGGCCCUUAAAUGUUUUUUUUAAAAUUGAUAAAGAUAAUAAUUUGUUGCCCCAUCGAGAUAAAACCCUUCAGGGUGCGAGCCUUUCUUUCCUAAUUACCUCUAUGCUAAAUGUUAAUCACCUCUACGAGUUUUAGGGUUAACGCGCUAAGAUACAUGUAUUUUAUGGUGGAACUGUUGGUUACAAUACCAUCUUGAACAGUUGAAGAAUUCGUAAUGAUGAGGCGGUGCCGUUGUACUUCUGUGAUAUCCAUGCCAACUUCAUUGUAGCCGAAUUGACUCUUUUUCUGUCACUUUUUUCUUCUUGUAGACUUGGAAACUAUGCUGCCCUACAAGGGAAACUUUAUUGUAAACCGCACUUCAAACAGCUGUUCAAAACCAAGGGGAACUAUGAUGAAGGAUUUGGCCGUGAACAGCACAAAACACAAUGGACCAAGGGUAGAUGAAACAUGUAAUGAGCAGCAAAGGAAAAACCCAAUUGCAUUCUAGAUUUCAUUACUGGUCAUUCGCUUAAGAAAUAUUAAUGUAGACUAAUAGCAAGCAAUUUAGGUCACUUUAAAAAUCUUCAACUGUAGUUUCCUCUUUUGUCUCUUGCUUCCAAGAGGCAGUAAUGAAACGCUGUCAGGAGGGAGCUAUGUCAGCAACCAAUCUUCCACCCCUUUCAUUAAAAGAGAAUCGAAAUUAUUCUUAAUGAGGAAUUCGGCGAUGGAGGAUGUACAGUUGAAGUAUUUUUAUGAUUGUUUGAAUAGUAAACAGGAGAUUUUUGAAAUAGUUUUGAUAAUUUCACAGUAAAAUUAAUAUCGUUGGAUAAUUUAAACAGUUUUCAGGGGCUGACAUAACAAUGACAGUGUGAGAUCACUCGGAUAGCUUGAAUUAUAAUUCACUGUAAUAUGUGAAUUUUAUGUUAAAUAAUGGAAGCUACAAGCUUUUAUGAAUUUUGCUAUGAAGAGUACAAAGAAUGAAAAGUGCGUGACAUUUGUGCUUUGCAUUUAGAGUAUCGGGUUUAAUAUCUUUUGGUGAAAAUCAAAUCACUUUGUACUGUAAAUAUUUUUGGAAAGAAAAUUUAGCGUGGAGUUGAUUACAGCAUAAUGUGCACUUGCACAUUGACUGGCCACAGUUGUUUCGUAAAUUUUGUUCGACCUUAAGUACUUGUAGCGGGUGGUAUAGCACAUAAAGAGGUAUUUCAUUAAUCAUUUGAUUAUUAAUUUCAGUCAAGUUCAAGAAAAUACUGGCUAACUUUUUUCAGGGAGUAAGUAUUUGUGAUCAGUGUUGCGUGACCCUAGCUACAGAAAAACAUUGUUUGCGUCACGCAAGAUCGAUUAGUUUUCACCUGAAGUACACUCGUUGUGUUAGUCCCACAGAGGUUUGGUGAGUGCAUCAUUGGCCAGGUCAUGACAAAUUCGGUUCUCCUCAGCAUGUCUAAAAUAGUUUAUUUUGAUCAGCAAUAAAUUGGAAAUGAUUUUUAGGAAUAAUUAAAUCCUUGAUCUGCGUCUUUUCUGGCGUGAUUAUGUUGAAUGGUGGUAAUUUUUCAUAAUUGUCGAUGGGGUGCCCACCUGUUUGGGUAUCUCUAGCUUUGGUGCGACUGAUCUCCCUAAAUUGCCCUGAAAACUCGCUCUCCUCUAUUUUCGGAAAUUUAGUCGAAGAGCGCAGGAAACAGACGUACAUGUUCAAGCCGAAAGAGUUCAUGUUAUUAACCCUUUACACCCUAACAUCAGUAUGCAUAUUCCCCACACUGUUCUUUAUACAUUUCCCUAUAGUGCCGACAAGGAGAAUUUGUUCGUCAAUCAAAAGGUUUCUUCCCUUGUGAUCAUUUCCUUUAUUCUCACGACUUUAAUGUGUGAUUCAGGAGUGAUAUUGUAGGGAGAAAUUAGAUGCUGGUCACUUUGAGGGUUUAAAGGGUUAACCUCCGCUUGGGGCUUUGUUGUGAAGAUGAGGGAAACGACCGCACUUCUGGUGUUUUGUGUUGUUGAGCUUGAAGAGUGCCCAUAGUGCUGGGCGUCAAAAUCAGCAACAUGGAGAUUCCAGCCUGUUAGUGUAUCUCUGAAACUGGCAUGUAUGCUUUGAAGAUGAAGCGAGCGCAGAAAGCUAAACUAUUUUCUACAUUCACGACAGUUCUUUGAUGGUUUCGUGGUAUGAUUGCUUACGUUCGAAGACCACAAUCUUGACAAAACAAGUAAGUUUCAAGCGUUGACUUCGUUUUUAAACGAGUUGCUUGGUUAGCCGGGAUGCGAAUGUGUCCAAGAACGAGAAAACUUCCAGAACCUUCCCCCGCUCGUCCUUUGUCGUGCCACAUUUCAUGGUUAAGUACCUAGAACACGUCAAAAGAAUCACCUUGCUUCCCACGGCAGUCGUCCACUGAGAUGUGAGAAGAAAUGUGUGACAACAAGGAAACUACUGUUUUCUGAACAAAACAAUACCCUCUAUGCUUUUGCUAGUGAAGAACGUACUCAGAUCCGUCGAAGGUCGCAUUAGACUUAUCUUCUGCUCUAAAGAGCAUCUUAUUUCUCCUUACAGUGUCACCACCAAUUGUUAAGGAAAGUCUUUUUACCACUAUAGAGGAUGUAUGUAGAACAGUAUAGUGCAUAUGUAGACUGAUGAAAGAGGAAAAAGGUUUGACGGAGUUAAAUAAGGCCACAGUUUAAGACAAUCGGUGGAC